Molecule: messenger RNA, 3640 nt
Organism: Hyaena hyaena (striped hyena)
Lineage: Eukaryota; Metazoa; Chordata; Mammalia; Carnivora; Hyaenidae
Gene: GULP1
Product: GULP PTB domain containing engulfment adaptor 1
Exons: 15
Coding region: 575-1759 (394 amino acids)
Source: RefSeq, a predicted model, not a curated record
CAGAGAGCUCGGAACACAGGCGUCCCGUUUGCAAGUGACCAAGGAGACCGCCAGAAGUGCGCCAGCCGGAGUCUGAGAGUUUCCUUCUGGCCGAGAGGGGGAGCCCCGCGUUCCCAGCCGGGAGCGACCCGGAGCCCCGCGCCUCGAGCCCCAGCCGCCGCCAGUUUUAGCUUCAGCGGGUUAGGAAGAGGAGGGAGGGGGCAGAGCGCGCGAAGAAGGAGGGCACCGGGGCCGGAGGGUCCCGAGUCCAGCAGUGUCUUGACGUCGAGAAACUUUCCCUCUCGGCCGCAGAAACGGCGCCCCGGCGGUGUGGGAGCGGAGAUCGCUCGGCUGCGAGGACGCGGCAGCUCUCCACGCCCCUGCCCGAAGCCUGACCCGACCGCAUCGGUCCGUAAGUUAUAUGUGAUUCCAUCUUACAUACAUAGGAGAGAAGGUGAUUGAAGAAUUCAGAUGGCAACUAUAUGAUUGAAACUAUUCCGUCAAACUAUCUGCAUAUUCUUUCAACUAUAUUUGAGCAUACUCAGGAUAUAAAGUGUGAUCGAACUGAACGUCUGUUUGGCUUUGGCUGAUCAUCAUGAACCGUGCUUUUAGCAGAAAGAAAGACAAAACAUGGAUGCAUACGCCUGAAGCUUUAUCAAAACAUUACAUUCCCUAUAAUGCAAAGUUUCUUGGCAGUACAGAAGUGGAGCAACCUAAAGGAACUGAAGUUGUAAGAGAUGCAGUAAGAAAACUAAAGUUUGCAAGACAUAUCAAGAAAUCUGAAGGCCAGAAGAUUCCUAAAGUUGAGCUGCAAAUAUCAAUAUAUGGAGUAAAAAUUCUAGAACCUAAAACAAAGGAAGUCCAACACAAUUGCCAGCUUCAUAGAAUAUCAUUUUGUGCAGAUGAUAAAACUGACAAGAGGAUAUUCACUUUCAUAUGCAAAGAUUCUGAAUCAAAUAAACAUUUGUGCUAUGUAUUUGACAGCGAAAAGUGUGCUGAAGAAAUAACUUUAACAAUUGGCCAAGCAUUUGACCUGGCAUACAGGAAAUUUCUAGAAUCUGGAGGAAAAGAUGUUGAAACAAGAAAACAGAUCGCAGGACUACAGAAAAGAAACUUAGUGUUCUCAUGUGACUUUGCUUCACUUCCUGAUGCUUCUCAUGGGGAUCAGAGCAGCAGAAGCAGCAGAUGCUGGAUUCAAGACUUAGAAACCGAAAACAUGGAACUUAAAAACAGAGUACAAGAUUUGGAAAGCCAGUUAAGAAUAACCCAAGUAUCAACAUCUCCACUGCUGCACAGAGUGUCUGAUCAUGAGCAACAUGGGUUUCAGAGAUGCUCAUCCUCUUUCUGGCGUAGUAGUGAUGAUGAUUCACCUUCCUGUCUCAAUAUUUCUUCCAUUACUGUCACUCCUGUCAACUCGCCUGAUUCCAGACUGUCAUUGGGACUGUUAAUACCACCACCUUCUAAAUGUGGUCAUCCCAAGCCAAUCAGUGAGAGCAGCAUCCCAAGACCUCAUGCGGGCAGUGUGACUCCUAAGUCACCCUCCACUGACAUCUUCGAUAUGAUACCAUUUUCUCCAAUAUCACACCCGUCUUCAACACCUACUCGCAACGGCACACGGCCACCUCCAAUACCUAGUAGAUCUACUGAAAUUAAACGGGACUUGUUUGGAGCAGAACCUUUUGACCCAUUUAACUGUGGAGCAGGGGAUUUCCCUCCAGAUAUUCAAUCAAAAUUAGAUGAGAUGCAGCGCCAGAGAUGGAGGGGUUCAAAAUGGGACUAACUCUUGAAGGCACAGUAUUUUGUCUCGACCCAUUAGACAGCAGGUGCUGAUGACAAGAACAAGAGAUCCAGAUUUGUGUUGAAUUUGUUUUCUAUACAUAUACAUCACUCAUUAUUACUUUAUGACAAGUAGUAUUCGUGUGCCAGUAUAUUUUUGAAAAUCUUAACUUUUUGAAAAUUAUUUUAGUAAAAGUCCUUCAUUAUUGAUCUAUAACACUUAUUUUAAAAACAACUCACUGAAAGUAAAUCAUACUUUUAUAUUCUUUUCUGUUUCUCUUGUAGAUGAAUUUAUAAUCAGAAAAUAAAUUACCCAAAUAUCUGUCUUGUGUCUGAGUUCUAAAUAAUUAGCAUCUUGAUAUUUGUGUUCAUUCUCCAGAUGCUAGUUUAUUAGUGAUUCCCAAAAGCCAUACCUUAAUGAUACCUUUCAAAGUCUUGACAAGAUAUACCAAGACCAAACUAAAUAUGUUCUAUAUUCAAACAAAUAAACAUGUUACCAUCUAUCAGACAGAUGUUAUUUGAUGUAUCAAAUGUUGUUCAUAUCAUUGGCAAAAUGUAAACUUUUACUAUAAUGCCACCAGGUCAUUUUCAGCAGGUAAAAUAGCAGAAAUAUAAUUUCCAAUAAUAAUUAAGCCAAAUAGAGUGUUUGUUAGUAAAAGCAAAGUAAUAGUGUUAUCUAUUAUUAACAGUUAUACUCUAAAUCUUUUAUUUAUUUAAAAAUAAAGAUUAUGGGAAAAAAUGAAAAUUUGCUCUUUGUAAAACACUUAAUAUUUAAUUUCUAAUGAGAUAAGUUACAUUGCUAAACAUCUGAACAUUAUCUGAACUAGUAUUUCCUAAAAACAUAUUUGGAAUAUAUGCUGUCUAUAAUUGCAGUGUCUACCACCCAUAUAUAUUUUACCAAACAUAUUUUUCUCACUGAAUAAUAUUCUUCUUCUCAUAUUUUCUCCUUUUUAUAGAUAUUUUCUCACCAAAUUUUAUUUUGUGACACCCCAUUAAUUUUGAUACUCUGAAAUCUGUAACAACUAUUCUUUAUGAAUCAUCCAUAUUAUUUAGCAAAUUUAAUUUGUGUUUGUUUUUAUUGAAGUCAGAAUCUCAUUUUUCACAUUUUUCAAAUGGCUUCUCAGUUCGGUAUAACAUAAACAAUAAAAUUUUCUUGUACUUAAUUCAUAAUAUGUCAAUGAGCUGUGACCCUUAAAAAUGUUUGUUUCCUAUACAUUUAUUUGCCCAUUAUGUAAGAGCCUUUAAUUUGUACUCACUGCAAGAAAAAUCUAUGGUCAAAAUUUUAAAUUUGGUUCAUCACAUCAUAAGAAAAAUAGAUUAAAUUAAUGAAAAUAUGAGCUUAGAUUAGAGGUAGAUCUUAAAAAUAGAUUUUUCUUUUACUCUUGGGAAUUUUUGUCAAGUGCUAAAGGUACAUAUUCAGUAGGGAAAGAAAUCAAAUAUGCUUAUGCAAUAUUAUAUUUGUAUGUAUCUUCAUGAUGUUCUAUGGUAUAUAUAAGCCUUCUUGUUUGUUUUCUGUUAUCUGCUAAGUUGUACCUUAAUUAGACGUUAGUAUGUGUUUCAUAAUGAAGAAUCUUUAUAAUUUUGUUUGUCAUAUAGUAUUUUGGAAUUUGUAUAAUGAGGAUGUUUAGAAGCCAUUUCAAUGGCUUUUUUUUAACAGAUAGAAUUUGUAUUUUUAUUGUACUUUAAAAAGCUUUAUGUAAUAGGUAUAUAUUUAGCAGCCAUUUAUUAUCAAUGUACAAUAGAGUACUCAAAUGGUAUUUGCACACUUAAGAUAUGUUACUUUACCAAUUUUUGAUGGUAAUCAAUUCUGCUACUGGCAUGACUAAAUAGUACAUAAUUGAUCAUUAAUUAUGAACAUAUAUUUCACCAGUGCAUUUUUAUGAAG